Molecule: messenger RNA, 204 nt
Organism: Chroicocephalus ridibundus (black-headed gull)
Lineage: Eukaryota; Metazoa; Chordata; Aves; Charadriiformes; Laridae
Product: keratin-associated protein 5-7-like
Exons: 1
Coding region: 1-204 (67 amino acids)
Source: RefSeq, a predicted model, not a curated record
AUGCCCAACGGAGGUUGCGGAUGCUGCGGUGGAAAUAACUACUCCGUGUGCUGCUACAGCAGCCCCAAGUGCUGCAAGAUGCCGUGCUGCCCACAGUACUGCUGCCCCAUGCAGAGCUGCUGCAUGCCCAUGACCUGCUGCUACAGCAUGAGCAACAACAGAGGCUGCUGCGGUGGCAGUGGUGGCUGCUGUGGUGGCAACUAA